AACUAUUUGUGGUCGGCGUGGUGGAAGGACACAGUGAGGUUCUCACCUCCGCCCCCCGCCCGUUGCUCGCAUCCCCAGUUCCAUCAAAGCCAACCCGGACCAGCGCAGGGAUCUCGGAGUUGCGAGGGUGCUGAGGCUGGGACUGUCACUCAUUCUCCGCUCAGCGCGUGAACGCAGCUCGGCAGUGGCUGGCAGGAAACAAUUCUGCAAAAAUAAUCUUACCCAGCCUGGCAAUUGUCUGCUCCUCGGUCCGUUGCUCCGCCGCCGUCCACAGUCGCUAGCAAGGGGAAGGCACAGAAUUUACCGCGGCCAGAACAUCCCUUCCAGUGGCAGUUUACAAUGCUGCGAACUACGGAUCUCAUCUGGACUUUGUUUUUCCUGGGAACCGCAGUUGCUCUGCAAGUGGAUAUUGUUCCCAGCCAAGGAGAAAUCAGCGUCGGAGAGUCCAAAUUCUUCCUGUGUCAAGUGGCAGGAGAAGCCAAAGAUAAGGACAUCUCGUGGUUUUCACCAAAUGGGGAAAAGCUGAGCCCGAACCAGCAGCGGAUCUCUGUGGUGUGGAACGAUGACGACUCCUCUACACUCACCAUCUACAAUGCCAAUAUCGAUGAUGCUGGCAUUUACAAGUGUGUGGUCACAGGCGAGGAUGGCACCCAGUCCGAAGCCACUGUCAACGUGAAGAUCUUCCAGAAGCUCAUGUUCAAGAAUGCACCAACCCCACAGGAGUUCAAGGAAGGGGAAGAUGCGGUGAUUGUGUGUGAUGUGGUCAGCUCUCUGCCCCCAACCAUCAUCUGGAAACACAAAGGCCGAGAUGUCAUCCUGAAAAAAGAUGUCCGAUUCAUAGUCCUGUCCAACAACUACCUGCAGAUCCGGGGCAUCAAGAAGACAGAUGAGGGCACUUACCGCUGUGAGGGCAGGAUCCUGGCCCGGGGAGAGAUCAACUUCAAGGACAUUCAGGUCAUUGUGAAUGUACCACCCACCGUCCAGGCCAGACAGAGCAUCGUGAAUGCCACUGCCAACCUGGGCCAGUCUGUUACCCUGGUGUGUGAUGCUGAUGGCUUCCCAGAGCCUACCAUGAGCUGGACAAAGGAUGGGGAACCCAUAGAAAUCGAGGAGGAGGAUGAUGAGAAGCACAUCUUCAACGAAGACAGUUCUGAGCUGACCAUUAGGAACGUGGACAAAAACGAUGAGGCUGAGUACGUUUGCAUUGCCGAGAACAAGGCUGGCGAGCAAGAUGCAUCCAUCCAUCUCAAGGUCUUUGCAAAGCCCAAAAUCACCUAUGUAGAGAAUCAGACAGCCAUGGAACUAGAGGAACAAGUCACUCUUACCUGUGAAGCCUCAGGAGACCCCAUCCCCUCCAUCACCUGGAGAACUUCCACCCGAAACAUCAGCAGUGAAGAAAAGGCUUCGUGGACUCGACCAGAGAAGCAAGAGACUCUGGAUGGGCACAUGGUGGUACGCAGCCAUGCUCGUGUGUCCUCCCUGACCCUGAAGAGCAUCCAGUACACAGAUGCUGGAGAAUACAUCUGCACUGCCAGCAACACCAUCGGCCAGGACUCCCAGUCCAUGUACCUUGAAGUUCAAUAUGCACCCAAGCUCCAGGGCCCUGUGGCUGUGUACACAUGGGAGGGGAACCAGGUGAACAUCACCUGUGAGGUCUUUGCCUACCCAAGUGCCACAAUCUCCUGGUUCCGAGAUGGUCAGUUGCUGCCAAGCUCCAACUACAGCAAUAUCAAGAUCUACAACACCCCAUCUGCUAGCUACCUGGAGGUAACCCCUGACUCAGAAAAUGACUUUGGAAACUACAACUGUACGGCAGUGAACCGCAUUGGACAGGAGUCCUUGGAAUUCAUCCUUGUUCAAGCAGACACACCGUCUUCUCCAUCCAUCGACCGGGUGGAACCAUACUCCAGCACAGCACAGGUGCAGUUUGAUGAGCCAGAAGCCACAGGUGGAGUGCCUAUCCUCAAAUACAAGGCUGAGUGGAAGUCACUGGGUGAAGAAGCAUGGCAUUUCAAGUGGUAUGAUGCCAAAGAAGCCAACAUGGAAGGCAUUGUCACCAUCAUGGGCCUGAAGCCUGAGACGAGGUAUGCAGUACGACUGGCGGCCCUCAACGGCAAGGGGUUGGGCGAGAUCAGCGCAUCCACCGAGUUCAAGACACAGCCAGUCCAUAGCCCUCCUCCACUGGCUCCUGCUAACUCUUCCACCCUUGUUCCAUUGUCUGCACAAGCUAAAGGGGAACCCAGUGCACCCAAGCUGGAAGGGCAGAUGGGAGAGGAUGGGAACUCCAUCAAGGUGAACCUGAUCAAGCAGGAUGACGGAGGCUCCCCAAUCAGACACUAUCUGGUCAAGUACCGAGCGAAGCUUGCCUCUGAGUGGAAACCAGAAAUCCGGCUCCCUUCCGGCAGUGACCACGUCAUGCUCAAGUCCCUGGACUGGAACGCCGAGUAUGAAGUAUCUGUGGUAGCUGAGAAUCAGCAAGGAAAAUCCAAGGCAGCUCAUUUUGUGUUCAAGACCUUAGCCCAGCCCACAGCCAUCCCAGCCAAUGGCAGCCCCACCACAGGCCUGAGCACCGGCGCCAUCGUGGGCAUCCUCAUUGUCAUCUUCGUCCUACUCCUGGUGGUCAUGGACAUCACCUGCUACUUCCUGAACAAGUGUGGCCUGCUCAUGUGCAUUGCUGUUAACCUGUGUGGCAAAGCUGGGCCUGGAGCCAAGGGGAAAGACAUGGAGGAGGGCAAGGCUGCUUUCUCGAAAGAUGAGUCCAAAGAACCCAUCGUGGAGGUCCGAACAGAGGAGGAACGGACUCCAAACCAUGACGGAGGGAAGCACACAGAGCCCAAUGAGACCACACCGCUGACAGAGCCCGAGCUACCUGCUGACACCACAGCCACUGUCGAGGACAUGCUGCCUUCUGUCACCACCGUCACCACUAACUCUGACACUAUCACCGAAACUUUUGCCACUGCUCAGAACAGCCCCACCAGUGAGACCACUACACUGACCUCCAGUAUUGCCCCACCAGCCACAGCUGGGCCGGACUCAAAUUCUGUACCCACUGGUCAGGCCACCCCUUCCAAGGGGUCUGGUGUCACUGCCGCAUCCUCACCCCCAGCCUCGGCCCCAAAGGUUGCUCCUCUUGUUGACCUGAGCGAUACCCCAACCUCAACUCCCUCUGCUAGCAAUUUGUCCUCCACUGUCCUGGCUAACCAAGGAGCUGUACUCAGCCCCAGCACCCCUGUCAAUGCAGGGGAGGCCUCCAAGGUCCCUCCAGCUGGUAAGCAGUCCCCUGCUCCAACCUCCACCCCGGCUGGGGCAGCCAGCCCCUUAGCAGCAGUAGCUGCCCCUGCCACAGAAGCCCCCCAGGCCAAGCAGGAAGCCCCCAGCACCAAAGGCCCGGACCCAGAGCCCACUCAGCCUGGCGCCAUGAAGAACCCACCUGAGGCAGCCACAGCCCCCGCUAGCCCGAAGAGCAAGGCUGCCUCCGCCAGCACCACAAACCCUUCCCAGGGCGAGGACUUAAAAAUGGACGAAGGGAACUUCAAGACCCCAGAUAUUGACCUUGCAAAGGAUGUUUUUGCAGCCCUGGGCUCUCCUGCUCCUGCCACUGGAGCCAGUGGACAAGCCUCUGAGCUUGCUCCUUCCACUGCAGACAGCGCUGUGCCGCCUGCACCAGCAAAGACCGAGAAGGGUCCAGUAGAAGCAAAGUCGGAGUCCCAGGAGUCAGAAGCAAAGCCAGCACCAACUGAAGUCAAGACGGUCCCCAAUGAUGCCACACAAACAAAAGAGAAUGAGAGCAAAGCAUGAUGGGUACCUAGCAACAAGCAAAGAUCAAAAUAAAGUGACACAGCGGCUUCACCAGAGCAUCCCCAAAUCUCUCUCUCUUCCUCUCUCUCUUACACACAUACACACACACACACAUACACACACACACACACACACACACACACACACUCAUUCCUCUAGUGUCUUGCCUUUAAAAAAACAGAUAAACAUGGGAUCGCCUUUUUGUAGGUUUCUAGAAAGGGCUCCUUUGUUGCACACUCACUUCUAAAAAAAAUGAGACAAAAAGGUUAAACCCACAGCCAAAGUAGGACACUCCGUUCCCUGAAACCAUUUAAAAAUCGAACAAAAGGACCCCAAAUUAAGAAUCUAGGAAGCUCAGAAAGAAAAAAAGAAGACAAAUCUAGGUUCGGGAAGGCUGCAAUUGGUGUUACCCAAUUGGCACAGAUCAGUUUCAGAGAAAUGCUUCCAAGAACUCAGACUAACCGAAUGAACCAAGUCCGCAGUUUAUUUUUAUACUUUUAGUCAAGUUGGGACUCGGUAGAACCUCACAAAGAAGUUAUACUUUCUGUUCACUUUGUAUUUGUUCGGUAUGCAAAGUGUGGCACUCUAGCUAGCUGCCUUCAGUUCCCAUGUAGACUCCUGUUCCGUAGGAAGAAUGCCAAAUCGCAGCUUAUUCGAUUUCUUUUGCUUUUUUCUCCCACUGUUCCUUUUCUUUCCUUUUCUUCCUCUCUUCCAACUUUGCUUUCCAGUGUUUACAAGUUGACAGAUGUUUGACUUCGGUUGUGUUUAAUGUCUGUGUAAAAUAGCUGCCUUUUUUUUCCUUUUGAGCAGCAAGUACCCCCAUAGAGGCAGGCAGAAUCACCCCUGGUUGCUUUUAGCACAGGGCGAAGGUUACAAAAGAUGAUUGUUUACAGUGGGUCUACCCCUCCACCCCCACCCCCCACCAAUUCUGAUUCGUUGCAGUUUUUACCUGUGUCAAAGCGGGGUGAAAGCCCUCUCCUUGUGGAACGAUUUUGCCUUUUUCUUUCCUGUUUGGUUCUGUUGCUAUUAUUUCUUAGGGGGAGAGGGGGAUGUUAGACCACUUUCAGAUUAGCUGCCGCCUGCCUGUGUCUGAGACGCUGGACCUGCCUCCCAGGUGUCUGCACACCCUUCCUCUGAAGGACUCCUUUGGCUUUGUUGAAUGAAGCAGAGAAGAUUGUAUAGUUGGGGCUGGUCUUGGUGAACACACUUUUUUUUUUUACCCCAAACAUCCCCCUUUUUUUUAGAAAGCCAAAUAAAAUAUAUACAUGUCAUUUCCUUUUGAGCCCAGAAUCUAGAUUUGAGCGGAAGAGCACGUGUGCUUCAGGGAAGUAGUGUCUCCUUUUGGAAAUCUGUUGAAGUAAAGUGACAUCGGCCUUCUGUUCACUUAGGCAACAUUUGUAAAAACAAAUACUGUCUGGAGUUAUAAUACAACUUUCCUGGAUCGGAAACCAAGUGUGGGGGAAAAAUACAGAAACGUUCAGGGGGAUGGGAGGGGGGAGAAGGGAAAAGCCAGCCCUUUGUAUAGAAAUUUUGCUUUUGUUUUUCAUUCUGCUUUAGAACCGCAAGCUUGUACACUGUGGAUGCGUGAAUAUUUUAGUGUGAAACGUGUUUUUGUCAUAGUAUUGAAAUAAAACUUCAACAUAGUUUGGUUGUGGAAGGUAUAGCAGAUAGUUCAGAAAAAAAAAAGCUAUUCAGGAAACAAAAACCCGAAAUGUCAAAAGGAAUCAAAGCCUUUCAACAAAGAAAAAUGAAAUACAGGUGAUGCUGAUGAAGGGGACACUAAAGCCAACAGGCGUCCAUCCGACAGCACAGGUUCCUUUCCCGAGUACAAAGCAGCAAGAGGUUAGGGUGGCAGAUGGUCUCUGUGUCCACUUUGUGGGCCACACACCCCAAUUUUCUGACACUUCUGCAGUGUGAUCAGUGGCGAUGCUAGAUUAUAAUUUCAAACUGUGAAAAAUAAUGGUCUUGUCAUUUACUCAAUGUGGGGUUAUUUUGCAUUUUCUCAGCUCCUGGGGAUGGAAAUGGAGGGUUCCAGAACAUUCAGCCUGGCCCUUCUCUUCCCGGGGCCUGCACAGACACAUGUUUAACAGGUCCUCGGGACAAGCUAUCAGGAAGGCGACUCUGAGGGCACACAGCAGAAUGGGAGAGGUGGGUAACACCUGAGGCAGAGAGGUCCCAGUGAGGAUCAGACUCCUCUAGCCAUAGCCUGACCGGUGUCAUCUGUGUCCCAUAGUAUGAAGUCAGUGGCUUGACGGCUAGGCCAAGGGCACACUGACCUCCUCUGGAAAUGGUGUUUUUCACUCUGUUUGUGGUUCAACACAUUGAGUUCAGUUCUGAUGACUAGGACGAGACAAAACCACCCCAGAAUAACCUGGCCCAGGGUGGCUGACCUCCCGAACACUGGCCGUACCAUUUGCUGGAAUCAGACAGCCCACGCUUUGAUCUGCCUCUCUCUAUAUACAUAUGUUUGUCUCAUCAUGCAUGAGUUUUCCUUUCUUCCUUUUUUUAAAUAAGUAAUCUCUCUAAAAUCAAAGAGUCAAUGUAUUUCCCACACAUUCUAUCUUUUAUCUGAAGAGAUGAACAGUUUUCCUUGUGUGUGUGGUUUUUUUUUUAAUUUUUGGAAGGAGGGAUGGACUCGACCAGAUUCAUUGUCAAUGUGUCCUAUGUCUAUAUGGCAUACAUAUGUAUCACAUAAAGACCAGCAUGCCCAAGUUCUGUGGGAAGGCUACCCAGGUGCCAUGAGUGGGGUCUCCCAAUCCUGAAGGGCCACGGUGUAUUCAGUAGGACUCUGUGUUCUCUCUUUUCUAUGGAACCUCCACGUCCCAGGAUGUAUUCAGUAGGACUCUGUGUUCUCUCUUUUCUAUGGAACCUCCACGUCCCAGGAUGUCACCCCCCCUCAGCUGUCUGUCUGGAUGGUGGUGACCACACCUCCAUUAACAUCCUUACCCAGCAUUCUGUACUUCGGGGGCCUUCUCUCUUGUUAUAAAACUUUUUACUGAGUGAAACAUCAACACCACCUUUGUUUCCAUUCUCACUGCUGUAAAUACUGAGUACUAACUGAGAAUUUUGACUUUGCAUUCUGUCAGAAUACUUGUGUUCAAUAAAAUUGAAAGAAAAAAAACAA
Mesocricetus auratus (golden hamster) is the source of this 6925-nucleotide messenger RNA. RefSeq names its product neural cell adhesion molecule 1 (gene Ncam1). The transcript is spliced from 23 exons. The coding region runs from base 340 to 3801 and encodes 1153 amino acids. Gene Ontology annotation, molecular function: protein binding. Gene Ontology annotation, cellular component: membrane. Gene Ontology annotation, biological process: cell adhesion. NCBI's taxonomy places the organism in Eukaryota, Metazoa, Chordata, Mammalia, Rodentia, Cricetidae. The record is from RefSeq and is a predicted model, not a curated record.